ACGUGCGCGCCCCCGUCCGUCGCGUGGUGAACUUCCAUAUUGUUGCUGUAUGUAGAAUUAUAUUCGAUAUUUUAAAGGGGUGCUCUUGUGUUUCUUUCACCGAUAUGUUUUAAAUGCAAGUGAACAUUCUCAUUUGUAUAUUGACGCUAAUUUUGUGUAGAUUUUGAGUGAAGAAAGGGCAAAAAUUCGUUUAAUUGCGAAGUGCAACACAGUUCGGUUCCCCGUCCCAGGCUGAAGGCGAAUUUGGGGGUAACGUUGGUCUAGCAAUCGCAAGCUCGCCUAGCGAGGAUUAGACAGAGGGGGGAAAGGGGAAAUGGCCACUCAGGUGGACACUCUCUUACCCGGCAAUCCUCUAACGAAACCGGAGGAGCAUGGACAUGCAAGCUGUACAAAUCCAAGAGAUGACAGCAUGGAGAAUGGGGCGAAGCGGACGUCUAGCGCAGACAUCGACGCCCAAGCGGAGAAAGACGGGAAAUGCAGUCAAAAAGACCUGGCCGUGGCACCCCCUCCGAAGGUUAACCCAUGGACUAAGAAAAUUAAUCCUGUGCCCGUGGUUAGUGUGAACGGACAACCCCGGCAAGAGGAGUCUCUGCCAGCCAGGGUGGUGAGAGCUGGAGCCCCACGACCAAAGAGAGGCGGGAAGGUUGGAGAUUUUGCUGAUACCAACAGUUGGCCGACCCCAGGAGAGAUUGCGUCUAAAGACAUGCAGGCCCCCAAGAAAGCCAUCAGCAAGAAAGAGGAAAAGAGAGCUGGGGAAAGAGAGGAGGAGAGCAAGGAGAACCAGGAGGAGGUGGUGGUGGAGGAGAGGAGCAGAGACGAUGGACCUCACAAAGCGCAGAGAAGGAGAGGUAACAAACACAAGUGGGUUCCCCUGGUGAUCGAGGCUGCCUCGGAGGGCCCCCGCGAACGCUCCGCCUCCCGCAACAACGCUCGGCAGAACGAGCCUGCCAAGACUCCCACGGCGACCAGGAACGACCUCAGGGACUGGCACAGCGGGAAAUAUGAGCGGGAGUGGCGGGACGACCAGGACGAGGUGUCGAGCGUGAAGAGCGAGGGAUCCCCCUUCCGCGGCGGAUUCAGGGGGCGUGGCCGCGGAAGAGGACGAGGCAGGGGGCGGGGCAGGGGCGGAGGCAGAGGACACUACGAGUACCAGCAUGCGUACAAGCCCUAUGAAGGGAAGGAGGGUACGUACCCUCACAAGUUCAACAGGAGUAGCAGCAGUGGCGGCAACAGCAUGACGUAUUACUACGACCACCUGAGCAACAGUGAACUGUACACAGUGGACCCGGGCCUGCUAAAGGACUACAUCAAGAGGCAAAUUGAGUACUAUUUCAGCGUGGGGAAUCUGGAGAGGGACUUCUUCUUGCGGCGGAAGAUGGACGCCGGUGGUUUCCUGCCCCUCACCCUCAUCGCUGGCUUCCAUCGAGUGCAGGCGCUGACCACCGACCUCAGCCUGAUCCUGGAGGCCCUUAAGGACAGCAAGGUGGUGGAGUGUGUUAACCUGAAGGUGAGGGCUAAGGUGGAGCCAGAGCGGUGGCCGCUCCCUGCCCUCUCUGCACCCAGCCACACCCAAACCGACUUCUCCCGGCUCAUAGACUGCCCCGAAUUCAUCCCUCGCCAAGCCUGCCAAGGGCAAACAGUGGCUCCAGUGGAGGCUUCUCCAGAGCGGCGGCAGAUGGAGGACCUGGGGUCCCUGAAGAACAUGCCCAAAGGACUGUCCUCCAGCCUGCCUGACCUCGACUCGGACUCCUGGAUCGAGGUGAAGAAGAGGCCACGCCCUUCGCCUGCCAGACCCAAGAAGCCGGAGGAGGCCCGGUCCCAGCCGGCCCCUGCCCCAGGAGCGGAGCCCGAAGCGGAGGAGCUGGACUUCCUCUUCGACGAGGAGAUGGAGCAGCAGAUGGACGGCCGGAGAAACACCUUCACCGACUGGUCGGACGAGGACUCGGACGGCGAGAUCGACGACCGCGACGUCAACAAGAUCCUGAUCGUCACCCAGACGCCGCCCUACCUGCGCAAACACCCCGGCGGCGACCGCACCGGCAACCACACCUCCCGCUCCAAACUCACCGCCGAGCUCGCCAAGGUCAUCAACGACGGCCUCUGCUACUACGAGCAGGACCUGUGGGAGGACAGCAACGAGCCCGAGUACACCACCAUCAAGCAAGAAGUUGAGAACUUCAAGAAGGUGCACCUGAUCAGCCGGGAGCAGUUUGACUGCCUUGCCCCUGAAGCGCCCGUGGACCCUCAUCAAGAAGUUCCCCCUGGACCCCCACGCCCCAGCCAGAUGCCCACAGAUGAUUUGGCGAACAGACUGUUUGGAGCCCCAGAACCAUCCACAAUUGCCCGCUCCCUACCAACGACGGUGCCCGACUCCCCAAUCCACCGCGGCGGGCGCCCCCCCCGAACGCCCCGCACCCCACGGCUAAAGGACCCCACACUGACACCCCGCUUCUACCCUGUGGUGAAGGAGGGGCGGCCUGUCGAUGCCAAGACUCCACUGAAGAGGAAAACGCGUCACAGUGCAAACCCCCCCAUGGAGAGCCAUGUGGGCUGGGUAAUGGACUCCCGCGAGCAUCGGUCCCGAACCACGUCUGUCAGCUCCAAUGCCAGCCCUUCGGAGGGCGCCCCAGCCCUGGGAAACUUUGGGUGCACACCCCAGUCCCUCCCCAAAUUCCAGCACCCGUCCCACGAGCUGCUGAAAGAGAACGGCUUCACCCAGCAUGUGUACCACAAGUACCGCCGGCGCUGUUUGAACGAGCGCAAGCGCCUUGGCAUUGGGCAGUCUCAGGAGAUGAACACGCUCUUCCGCUUCUGGUCCUUCUUCCUGCGUGACCACUUCAACAGGAAGAUGUAUGAGGAGUUCAGGCAGCUGGCCGUGGAGGAUGGGAGGGAGGGGUACAGGUACGGGCUAGAGUGUCUGUUCAGAUAUUUCAGCUACGGACUGGAGAAGAAGUUUAGACCCGACGUAUUUGUGGACUUCCAGGAGGAAAGCAUGAAGGAUUAUGAAGCUGGCCAGCUGUAUGGCCUUGAGAAGUUUUGGGCAUUCCUCAAAUACUCCAAGACGAAAAACCUGGAAAUCAACCCCAAACUGCAGGAAUAUUUGGGCAAAUAUAAACGACUUGAGGAUUUCCGAGUGGAUCUGCCGAUGGAGGAAGGGGGCCGUCGCCGCCACCCCUCUUACCCUAUUGGCCAAUCGAAUGCCAGCUCCGUCCACCCCCCGCAGGGCCCCCCCAAAGAGGAGCGCAAACCCACAACUCACAGAAAAGCCCAGCAGUGACCUGCUCACCGCCAUCUUACGCCAUCUCCAUGGGGUCCACAGUGCUGAUGCUAAAAUAGACAUGCCCAGCGCUAACAACGGUCUCCCCAGGGCUCACACCUCCCAGCGCUAACGAGGGCCUUCCCAGAACACACGCACCUCCCAGCGCUAACGAGGGCCUUCCCAGAACACACGCACCUCUCGGCGCUAACGAGGACCUUCCCAGAACACACGCACAUCCCAGUGCUAAUGAGGACCUGUCCUAAAAGCACAACUCCCUGUGCUAAUGCUAACAUGGGCCUGCCAUGACCAAUUCAUCCCAGCGCUAACGAGGACCUGUCCUAAAAGCACAACUCCCUGUGCUAAUGCUAACAUGGGCCUGCCCUGACCAAUUAAUCCCAGCGCUAACGAGGACCUGUCCUAAAAGCACAACUCCCAGUGCUAAUGCUAACAUGGGUCUGCCCUGACCAAUUGUUAUAGCCCAGCACUAACAAGGACCUGCCCAGAACAUGCACACAUCACAGCGCUAACAAGGACACACCCCAGUUCUAAUGCUAACAUGGGCCUUCCCUGACCAACUCAUCCUUGCCCAGCGCUAAUGUGGACCUGUCCUAAACGCAUAACUCCCAGUGCUAAAGGUAACAUGGGCCUGCUUUGAACAACUCAUCCUAGCCCAGUGCUAACGUGGACCUGCCCAGAACACACAUGUAUCCCAGUGCUAACGUGGACCUGUUCUAAAAGCAUAACUCCCUGUGCUAAUGCUAACAUGGCCCUGCCUUUAUCAACUCAUCUUAGCCCAACGCUAACGUGGACCUGCCCAGAACACACAUCACAGCGCUAACAAGGACACACCCCUGGGCCUUCCCUGACCAACUGAUCCCAGCCCAGCGCUAACGUGGACCUGCCCAGAACAACCACAUAUCCCAGCGCUAACGUGGACCUGUCCUAAAAGCAUAACUCCCAGUGCUAAAGGCAACAUGGGCCUGCCUUGAACAACUCAUCCUAGCCCAGUGCUAACGUGGACCUGCCCAGAACACACAUGUAUCCCAGUGCUAACGUGGACCUGUUCUAAAAGCAUAACUCCCUGUGCUAAUGCUAACAUGGCCCUGCCUUUAUCAACUCAUCUUAGCCCAACGCUAACGUGGACCUGCCCAGAACACACAUCACAGCGCUAACAAGGACACACCCCUGGGCCUUCCCUGACCAACUGAUCCCAGCCCAGCGCUAACGUGGACCUGCCCAGAACAACCACAUAUCCCAGCGCUAACAUGGACCUGUCCUAAAAGCACACACCCCAGUGCUAACGCUAACAUGGGCCUGCCCUGACCAACUGAUCCCAGCCCAGAGCAAACGUGGACCUGCCCAGAACAACCACAUAUCCCAGCGCUAACAUGGACCUGUCCUAGAAGCACACACCCCAGUGCUAAUGCUAACAUGGGCCUGCCCUGACCAACUGAUCCCAGCCCAGCGCUAACGUGGACCUAGCCAGAACUUGCAUCGCUUAAAGCCUCAGGAUUGAGAAUCAAGGUUCUUCCUUUUAAAGACUUUUUUUUUUCUUUUCUUUUUUUUUAAGAAAUAUAUCCAUGCUUAUUUUUAAUAGUUUAUUUUUUAUUUUGAAGUCAAUUUGUAAACAUUUCCCAGUGGAGACAGGUGGGGGUGGACGGGGACCUGAGUUCUGUGCUUUUCAUUUUCCUUUCAUUUUGGGUUUCUGUGACAUUUUUGGAGGCAGUGGGGAAGUCCCCCAUCCCACACCAUCAUGCUGACCAGAGGAUUGGGAGCAACCUCUGCAACAGUGUGGAGACGUUCUGCAAAAACUGGUUAUACCCCUCUCAUGCCCUAGUGAACCCCCAUACCCCCCCCCCUAACUACAGUCCCUCUCAUAGCCCCAGUGUACCCUCAUACUCCUGCAGAAUGCAGUGUAACCUCCCGAGGAAUGACAUCACUGAGCUGAAUACUUGAAUGUGGAUGAUGUCACGGAUCACCUUCUUCUGCUGGUGCUGAAGGCACGACUAGUGUGUCCCCCCCACCCACCUUAUAUCUGCUUAUCAUUUUAAAUCAUAUUGGGAUAAUUACUUGGAUUUAUGGGUAAACGAUAUCUUUGCCUUUUUUGUAUAUAUGCGUUUUUUUUUCUUCUUUUAAACAAAAAAAAAGAAAUUGUGUGUAAUCUUUUAAUGCUUUUAGAUCUUUUUGCGGAGUUCUAAAUUCUUUUUCUGCUAAUGGAAUGCGCUAAUGUGUUUAGCGUUGCUUAUGAAUUCAGUUGAAAUAGGGGAACGUUCUGACCAACAAAGGGAAACUGAAAUUAGAAAUCUGCACAAAGCCUUUUAUUUUAUUUUAUUUUCUCUUAAAAGCCCAUCUGUUUACAAAGCGUGCGCUAAUAUGAGGUCUCCAUUCAGCAAUCUUCAGCUGGAGCCAAAUAUUAAGACAUUCUGGAGACAACUCCUGAUACUCACACGCUCACGCUCACAUACACACACGCAGAAACACACAAACACUCGACAGUACAAACAAGCACAACAAGCUUCCAUAACACCACUUGCACCAAGGAGCCAAUGUCCAGCAUGUCCUGCCUCCAGAUGUGCGUCUUGUGUCUGUUUGGUGUUCCUGAAACAGCCCUCACUACAGAAACAAAUACUUUGUUAUUGGUUCCAUUCUUGUCUUAAGUGCUUUUUACCAUCAAGGCUGAAAAUAUCCAUGCAGAAAGUGAAAAGCUCAAGAUUAAUACUAUUUCAGUAAAAAUGCCCUGCGGUACACAAAUGAGUAGCACAACCACAAAGUGAUUCAUCUCUUAAAUCUUUUCCUCUGAAUUCCAUGCCUCCUCGUUCGCCCUUUAUCCUCUAUGGCUGUAGUUAGGGUGUGGCCUAGAGAGGAAAGUAGCAGUGUUUUUAUUUUCUGUUGGGCUGUGGGAGCGUCAAGUGGCAGAAAGCCAUAAUUAAUGACCAUCCAACAUAGUGUUAAUAUUCCAUCACCAUAAAACAAUCCAAGACUUAAAGAACGAAAUCUAAUGGACAAAUGUAAAAUACUUGAAUGAGAUCUUGUGUAAAAAAAAAAACAAACAAAAAAAACAUUUAAUAUUCAUAUCUGCUUUGUAGGCUGAUGUGAUUGGCUGUUGGUGUUAUUUGUAAUUUAGUAAUUAUGCUUUUCCUUAAAUAAAACUCACCAAAAAAAACCUUAAAUACUAUUGUAAGACUUGUUUCUUUUUAACUAGACAAGUAACGCAAAUACCCACGCGUUACAACCGUGGUAUGAAGAAGAGCAUCUCUGAACACCGUCAAAUUUAUAGGCUAAAGCAGUAGAUGACUUAAGUCGAAAGAAUACGUCAAUAAAUACCUAAUAAAGUGAUCACUGAGUGUAAUUGCAGUCCAUAUACCAUGAUACUCAUUCGCAGGGCCAAGUAGUGCCUUUAAUUCACCACAAGAGGCCGCUGUGUUGCCAAGACCAUGCAAAAAUCUGCGUGCAGGUCCUUUACUUCGCCACUAGAUGUCGUGGUUUUGUCGAGUGUGUUCCGACUCUUUUACUUCGCCGCAGGUUUGACACUACCACCAGGGAGCAGUCUUGUUUUAACAUUCAGGAACUUCGCACUAUUGUGUUGUGCAGUGCUAUAUUAUAUUGCAUAGCGUAAAUUAAUGUCUGCAUUAAAUAAUGUAGUGUGCAUUUUAUUUAUGUGCGCCUGCUGCAAAAAAAACUUUCAGCACUUGAAACAUGUUAAUUUAGUCGUUGUAUUGUUCUCUUACUUUCUUACAACAAACAUUUAAAGCUACAAUGUGUACAGUGCAUGUGUCUCACACGGGGCAAGGGAUCCGAUGUCCAUGGUCUUCCAGUUAUCUGUGAGAAGUACAACUCUAUCGCUGCUGGCUCUUUCCUGUAGUCUGUGUGUGUAUAUGUAUAUAUGUGUGUGUGUGAUUUCAAUGGUACAACUGCCAAAUUCCAAGAAAGGAGGGGAACAGUGUAAACACAACAGAUUAAAUAAAAGGAAAAUGCAUAUCAAAAGCAAA
Conger conger (European conger) is the source of this 7248-nucleotide messenger RNA. Its product is annotated as la-related protein 1-like. Gene Ontology annotation, molecular function: RNA cap binding. The transcript has 20 exons. Gene Ontology annotation, cellular component: cytosol; cytoplasmic stress granule. Lineage: Eukaryota; Metazoa; Chordata; Actinopteri; Anguilliformes; Congridae. The coding region runs from base 314 to 3277 and encodes 987 amino acids. The record is from RefSeq and is a predicted model, not a curated record. Gene Ontology annotation, biological process: mRNA stabilization; positive regulation of translation.